Loa loa (African eye worm) is the source of this 1647-nucleotide messenger RNA. RefSeq names its product cation efflux family protein. The coding region runs from base 1 to 1461 and encodes 486 amino acids. Gene Ontology annotation, cellular component: membrane. NCBI's taxonomy places the organism in Eukaryota, Metazoa, Nematoda, Chromadorea, Rhabditida, Onchocercidae. Gene Ontology annotation, molecular function: zinc ion transmembrane transporter activity. The transcript is spliced from 10 exons. Gene Ontology annotation, biological process: detoxification of zinc ion; intracellular zinc ion homeostasis; zinc ion transmembrane transport. The record is from RefSeq and is a predicted model, not a curated record.
AUGUCCUUGCCAUUUGGUGAAGAAAAUGAAAAUACUGACGGAUCAGGACGCCGAAACGGUACAUAUUUGGUGCCUGCUAGGAAGUGUAGCGGUAAUGGAAUAAUGACGCAAAAAUUGAUGCGAGAAGAAAGUACUUGUAGCGUGGAUACAGAAAGAACAGUCGACAUUUCAUCUGCUGAUCAUCACAGUUGGCGGCGAUUGUCCCGUACUACUCGACUUAUUAUUAUGCUAACAAUGACAUUUGCAUUUUUUGCUGUUGAACUGGUAUUUGGAUAUUUAUCGCAUUCAAUGGCACUUGUCGCAGAUUCGUUUCACAUGCUGAGUGAUGUUAUGGCACUCGCUAUUGCAUUCGCAUGCUUAAGAAUUGCAGCCCAUUCAUCCAAGAAAAAUACAUUUGGUUGGGUGCGCGCUGAAGUACUUGGUGCUCUGAUUAAUGGCGUAUUUCUACUUGCCUUAUGCUUCUCAAUAUUGAUUGAAUCACUUACUCGACUUAUCGAGCCACAAACAAUCAAGCAACCGAUUAGCGUACUUGUUGUUGGUGUUAUCGGAUUAUUCAUCAAUUUAAUCGGGAUGUUUAUGUUUCACAGUCAUGCUCACGAGCAUGGCGAGAGCGGCAAAGAUUCUCAGGCACAGCCCCAACUAGGUCGGCGACAAACUCAUGUCACCAUUGAUGGUAAUGAAAGUCAACAUUUAAUGUCUUCUCACCAGGAGGCAGCAAUGGCUAUUGCGAAUCUUCAAGAAGUUCAUCCAAAUGGUUCUAGUCUUAUGGCACAGACUCACAUGAAAACCGACAAAAGUAAGGAAAAAAGAGAAAAAGUAAAGUUAUCGAAGCAGCUGAAUAUGCAGGGCGUCUUUCUUCAUGUAUUGAGCGAUGCAGUUGGUUCAGUUAUCGUCAUCGUUACGGCUCUUGUAUGUUGGCUUGUUCCUGGUCAGGAAGCUCUCAAACUAUACUUAGAUCCUGUUUUGAGUUUGGCUAUGGUUGCAUUGAUGAUUGCAUCAACAUUUCCGCUAGUGCGUGAAACGGCUCUAAUUCUGAUGCAGACCACUCCUGGUUUCAUUGAAGUCGAAGAAAUCAAAAAAGAAUUGCUCAAAAUCAAAGGAGUAGAAGCGGUGCAUGAAUUUCACGUUUGGCGGUUAGUGGGUGAACGAAUUAUCGCUACAGUGCACAUUAAAUUUGCUGAUCUUAAAGCAUAUCUGGCAGCUGCUGAUGAGAUUCGUACAUUAUUUCAUAAUAAUUGCAUUCAUAGUACUACUAUACAACCCGAAUUCUCAGAGAUGGCAAGCGCUCUGGGAAGAAAUGGCACCAGUUGUGCAUUAGCUUGUCCCCCGGAGAACUGCAAGAGAAAUAAUGUAACGUGCUGCAAAAGGACUGUAGAAGGCAAUUAUCUUUCUUCGAAUCGUGAAUCAACCGACUCCAGGAGAAAUAAUGUAACGUUUGCAAAAGGACUCCAGGAGAAAUAAUGUAACAUGCUGCAAAAGGAUUCUAGAAGACGAACAAAGUAAUUAGACAUCACUUUUUCACAAUAAAAUUUUUUGUUACUGGCUUUUGAUCUCCUUGAACUCUAGUUAGCCCUUCUGUAUAUAUGGAACGGAGCGAAAUAUAACUCUCUCCGUUCUUAUGAUUCUUAAUAGUUCGAUGGAAUCAGG